AUGGCGUCGUCUACGAGGACGCCAGAUGAUGAUGCCAAAGGCAGUUCUAGCACCGCCUCGCCUCGCCCAUCCAUGGUCAAAGGCGCGUCUCUGUUGAUCGUGCUGCAACUCAUCUCCCGCCUCGUCACCUUUGUCGCAAACCAGCUCCUCCUACGCUUUCUCACCGCACCGUUACUAGGCCUCUCUACUCAACUCGAGGUUUACUACCUCUCUGUCUUGUUCUUCGCGCGUGAAAGCUUGCGUGUUGCCAUACAGCGUCAGGAGACAGGUGAAGGAUUGACCAUGGACAAGCGUGGGGAGAGCCAAGCCGUCGUUAAUUUGGGAUAUUUAGCCAUCGUGCUGGGUUUCUUUGUUAGCGGUGGUUUGGGAUGGACAUAUCUCGCGUACGCGAAUCAAUCGACUCUGGAGACACCGUAUCUGGUUCAAUCGGUUUAUCUAUAUGGCUUGGCUUCCAUGAUUGAGCUUGUCUCGGAACCAUGUUUCGUCCUCAUGCAAACAAGACUGCAAUUCGGUACCCGAGCCACGGCGGAGGCUAUAGCCACAUUUCUUAGAUGCAUCAUUGUCUUCGGCUCUGCGGUCUGGGCGUCCAAAAGACAUCUCGAACUCGGGGUCUUGCCAUUUGCUCUUGGCCAACUCACUUAUGGUGCAUCCCUGCUCCUUGUCUACCUCCACUCAGGAUACGGUCUCGCAAGGUCGAUGGGCUUCUCACUCCUACCUAGACCUGUCUCCGGUGACAAUAGCUUUCUCGGCACAUACCUCUACAAGCCGACCCUGACGCUUGCGGGGAGCAUGAUGGCGCAAAGCGUCGUGAAACACCUUCUCACCCAGGGCGACACCUUUCUCAUCUCACUUCUUUCGACACCAGACAUCCAAGGUGUUUAUGCACUGGCGAACAACUAUGGCGGCCUUUUGGCGCGAUUGCUCUUCCAACCAGUUGAAGAAAGCAGCCGCAGCUAUUUCUCCAGGUUGCUAGUCGCCAGUUCCGACAAAACGGUAGCCAAAACCGUGUCGCCAGCUGUGCAAGAAGCAAAGAAAAGUUUCCAGACUCUCACGAGGCUCUACAUUCUUCUAUCUGCAGUCAUUGUCAGUCUUGGGCCAUUCGCUGCACCAUCACUACUUGCCAUUGUCGCUGGUGGGCGGUGGAUAGCUGCAGGAGCUGGCGAUGUCCUCAGCAUGUACUGCUUCUACAUUCCUUUCCUUGCACUUAAUGGUCUCACUGAGUCCUUUGUUGCAUCUGUCGCAUCAGAAGCCGAGGUGCACAAGCAAUCGAUGUGGAUGGCCGUCUUUUCAGUUGCCUUUGCCACAUCCGCUUUCGUCUUCAUGAGCGUAUUUCCAUUGGGAGCCCGCGGCCUUGUUCUGGCCAACAUUAUCAACAUGCUGUGUCGUAUUACAUGGAGCCUUGUUUUUAUCACAGGUUACUUCGGAAGGAACAAGACCACCCUUUCCUUCAGGUCUCUGGUACCAGAGAGCACGGUUGCGCUGGCGCUCUCGACACUCGUCCUCAUGCACCAACUGCAUGUCCUUGAGAAUGCAGGGUCAAGGCCAAUCAUGACGCUUACAAAGAUUGCUGGCUCGGCAAUUCCAUUACUUCUUUUAAUUGUAUUCCUAGAAAGACAUUUCCUUCUCGAAUGCUUCCAGUCUCUGCGUGGCCGGAAAGCUGCCAAACAACAAUAA
Pochonia chlamydosporia 170 is the source of this 1674-nucleotide messenger RNA. RefSeq names its product oligosaccharide translocation protein RFT1, variant. Gene Ontology annotation, biological process: dolichol-linked oligosaccharide biosynthetic process; glycolipid translocation. Gene Ontology annotation, cellular component: endoplasmic reticulum membrane. The record is from RefSeq and is a predicted model, not a curated record. The transcript has 2 exons. NCBI's taxonomy places the organism in Eukaryota, Fungi, Ascomycota, Sordariomycetes, Hypocreales, Clavicipitaceae. The coding region runs from base 1 to 1674 and encodes 557 amino acids.